Messenger RNA from Paracoccidioides lutzii Pb01, 249 nucleotides. RefSeq lists its product as hypothetical. The record is from RefSeq and is a predicted model, not a curated record. The transcript has 2 exons. Bases 1 to 249 code for a protein of 82 amino acids.
AUGAAGGAUAGGCUUGUUGUGUCUUGGGCAGUUCGUUCUUUGCGAAUAACAUUGCUACUCCUUGGAGUUGAGGACGUAUCAGCUUCGACCGUAUUUGCGAGGAUUAACCGGGCCCUUGUGGUUGAUUUCAUAAUCAACCUCCGGUCGGACCCUCGCAUAAAAGGGCAUUUCAGUGGUCCAGCUUUAGUAGGGUUGGCCUCAUGGAAAUCUCAUAUUGUGUAUAGUGAUUAUAAGGCGCUGAACCCCUAG